This is a messenger RNA of Rhincodon typus (whale shark), 4354 nucleotides long. RefSeq names its product G protein-coupled receptor 34 like (gene gpr34l). The record is from RefSeq and is a predicted model, not a curated record. Gene Ontology annotation, cellular component: membrane. The transcript is spliced from 4 exons. NCBI's taxonomy places the organism in Eukaryota, Metazoa, Chordata, Chondrichthyes, Orectolobiformes, Rhincodontidae. The coding region runs from base 1885 to 2994 and encodes 369 amino acids. Gene Ontology annotation, biological process: G protein-coupled receptor signaling pathway. Gene Ontology annotation, molecular function: G protein-coupled purinergic nucleotide receptor activity.
AUGAACACAAAAGGUCAAGCAGCAUCAGAGGAGCAGGAAAGCUGAUGUUUCGGGCCUAGAUCCUUCUUCAGAAAAUCAUGUGGAGUAAUGUCCUUUACAGCCGUUAACAUUUGUCCAUGAUUUUCUGUGGUUUCAAAUCCCUGAGCUGAUGUCACAGAUUGUAACCUGUGCAGGACAGAGAAUAUUUUGAUGUGGUCAGCCUGUGACAGGGAGAAGACAGUCCAUAAUAAGGCCGAAAAGACCCUGGAUGGGUGGAGGGCUGCUGAACUAAAUCUUCUCGCUUCAUCUGUGUAGAGAAUCCUGUUCCUUGCAGGAGAAGACCAAGAUGGCUUCUGCUGGGAAACUACAACUGCAUGUCUCAGCAACCAUGUAAAUGAUGCUGCUUGGCCUGCUGUGUUCAUCCAGCCCUGCACCAUGUUCCAGUGGAUUGUCCACAGCCUCAUUACAGAAAUACCCGGUCUGCCAGAAGCUAAUCCUCAACUUCUGAGGAAGACGGGACUGUGACAUCAGACAGUGUCAGAAAGCUGCCUCCUGCACCCCCUCAGUACUCCUCACCCUGGCAAAAAUGUUGGGCAACUGAAGUGGUCGGCAAUGACUGGGGCCCAGGGAGGUGUACAUCACACAAGGAGCAGAUGCAUUAGGAUGGCCAGGGUUUAGGGGGCCCACAACUCUGUAUUCUCCAAAGCGCAUGGGUCUGUGUAUAAUGUUCUUGGUCUACAGCGCCUCACAUCAGUGAGUUUGCCACCCCUUCCCACCCAGGUCCAGGCACUCACCCUACCCACACCUGAUGUGGUCACAGUCAUUGCCUUCCCCGUUGUGUACUUUUGAUUUCUAGGACAAUGGAAGAUAAUUUAGAGACAUUUGUCAUUGACAUUUUCCGAAAUGACUCAAAGUGAUCUGACAAUUGUCGAUACUUUAGAGAUUUUUAAGUGACUCUUGGAUAGGCACAUGGAGGAUAGUAAAAUGUAGGGUUUUCAGGGUAGUUUGAUCUUAGUAGGACAAUAGGUUGGCACAACAUCGUGGGGUGAAGGGCCAGUACUGUGCUGUACUUUUCUAUUCAUAGCACCCCUACAGUGUGGAAACAGUCCCUUCAGCCCAACAAGUCCACACCGACACUUAGAGCAUCCCACCCAGACCCAUUCCCCUAUAACCCACCUAAUCUACACAUCCUUCAACACUACAGGCAAUUUAGCAUGGCCAAUCCACCUAACCUGCACAUCUUUGGACUGUGGGAGGAAACCAUUCAAUCAUAAUGAUCAAUGGUCGAUAUACAGGGCAGUGCACCAUCUGUUCAAAAUGAUUUAAAUUCUUUCUCAGGCACUUCUUACCAAUUACCUUCUAAAUAUCGAUGAUGAUCAGGUGACACAAAUAAAAUGUUUGCGCAUAUAUGAACCCAUUCGGAACAUUUUAACAAUGGUUAUACAGCAUCACUUAGACGUCACAUACGUGGUUACUGAAUUUCCCACUAUCAUAAGACAGGCUGAGCGUUACUGUGUAAAAAUGCUCCUUAAAGGGGAAACAAAAGUCACAUGAUGGUGGCCAGUGGCCAGUGUUAAUUGUUCCAAUUUUCAAGACGUAGAACGCAAUUAAUCACAGUUCUGACAAAGAUUUAUGGACAUUAAAGAUUUACGUUGUUUGUAUCAAAAAAACAGAUCUUGUCUGACUUCUGAGUGACUGCUGGCUCUUAUUUUGUCUGAUUCUGAUAGGCUUCGCUUCUAGUUUUCUUUUUGAAGUAAUGAGUCAGGGAGUAGGCGUAUCUUUAAUACCCGAGGCAGAUGAACAGUCAGAAUACAUCAGGAAGCAGAAACCCAUGCUCUGAUCUGUGGAGCAAAGCUUACGUAUUCCUGGUAAUGGAAAUUCCAUAGACAGAAGAAUAAAAGCAACAUGCAGAGAACGAGGCAGACUUUCAUUGACACAGAAGAAAGUAACAGCACAGAUCAGAUUGGAACCAUGGCUGAGUUGUCAUCUACACAAUCGCCCUUUGCCAAUGUUUCCCAGUCAGUAGUAGAUGUUAUUGUACUAUCAAAGGACACUAACUGCACCAUUGAAGAUGGUUUCCUUGCAUUGAGUCUGCCUAUCUUCUACAUCAUUAUUUGUGUCAUUGGGCUCCUUGGUAACUUACUGGCCUUAUGGGUGUUUUUCUUCAACCAAAGGAAGUCAACGUCUAUUUCUAUUUACAUGAAGCAUCUGGCUGUGGCUGACCUCCUGUUGUUACUCUGCCUUCCAUUCAGGAUUGCUUACCAUAUUGGAGAGUACAAGUGGAUGGUAAGGUGCUACUUCUGUAAGAUCAUUGGGACAUUUUUCUAUAUCAACAUGUAUGCCAGCAUUGUAUUCCUAGGAUUGAUCAGCCUGGAUCGCUAUUUAAAGAUCACAAAACCUCUCCUCAAGUUUAGGAUCCACAGUGUGAAAUGGAGCUCAGGCAUAUCCAAGGCUGUGUGGCUCACUACCAUCUUAUUCAUGCUGCCCUUUGUUGUGGUGAGCAGCUUAAAGUCAAAUGAAACAAAAUGCUUCCACUACAAGAACCAGAGUGUGAUCGCGGGUGCAAUGAACCUAACAGCUGUCAUGUUUAUUUUUAUACUGUCCUUGCUAUUCCUGGUGUCCUAUGCCAAGAUUGCAGUCAAGCUCUACAACAUCUCCGAAGGGAAGAAAAAGCAGCAAAUCAGGAAAGUGAGCACCAGAGCCAUCAUAAAGACCUCCAUUGUCCUCGCAAUCUACAUAGUGUGCUUCAUACCUUAUCACAUUGUUCGAGUCCCUUAUGUCCUCUCACAGAUGGAAAUCAUUUCCAGCUGUCAUUCUAAGCAGUUUCUGCAUGUGGCCAAUGAACUGGUUCUGUGCCUCUCUGCCCUAAACAGCUGUCUUGAUCCAGUCAUCUAUUUCUUCCUAUCCAACUCUUUUCGCAGGGUUAUUAUUUACACCAUUAAAGGAAGGUUCAGCAAAACCUUUCCCAAAGCAAAUGGAACCAGAACCAGUUUCAAAUCCAUUACAGAUGUCUGAGAUUCAGAGCUGCCGAUACUAAGUUAAGGGGAUAGAAGCUGAAUGCAUGGCCAUUAAGCAAGCACCAUCACAGUAAUCAUUUGAAUCCAAGGUGAUACGUGGAGUAGUAGUAUUUUAGGCAACUUUUGCAACAGCCUGCCUAGAGAUAGCAGUAAUAGCCCACUCAUAGAGACAAGGGCAUGUCAAAUACUCAAGUUAUGCCAGUGUUCCAAAUGUUUGAUGUCUGGCCAUGACAAAGAGAACUCAGCAGCAAGAGUUUAAAGCCACAGUUUUGUUAAGCCAGAUGUAUCACACUGUAUUACUGCAAAUCGUGGAAAUGGCAAUUAUGUAUCUUCACAGAAAGAACCUCUGAAAACAUCACAGGCCUAUUUUCAACUGUUCCUAGCUUAUGUUUUCCAACAUGGACUUAUAGACAUUUUGUAAAGAAGAUGCAAUGUUGAAUUAAACUUAAUUCCAAUGUUAUAGCUCUAGGAACAUUUCACCAGUUUAUUACAGAUGUUUACAAUGCAGGAAGGCACAUUAUCUUCAUGCACAAGCUCCAAACCAUAGUAAUACCAACACAGUACCUGUGUGAGCCUGGGUAUUUCUCCAGCUUGUGUGGACACUGGGAAUUUCUGGUAUUGUAGACUUUGGCAGAUCAGAUUUCCCAGAGUAUGUUGCAUCUUGCAAUACACAUGUGUUUUGUAAAAGACCUAAAGAUACAGUGAACAGUUUACAAAGAAAGUCAUUUGUUGUUUAAUAAGGAAUCAAUUUCCUGUACAGGACAUUCAUAAUAAAACAUGAUCUUUGGUCUUGAUAGUGACAUCUGGCUCUGAGGCUGAAGAGCAGACUCACCUGACUCUUGUGCUUAGUGCAAAUUUCAAUUCCCAGCACAGAAAGCCAGAAUUGUUUUCAUAGAGACUCAAAAUAUUGUGCAGAACAAUGGAUGAAUUGGACCCAAUACCUUGUUAUGUAUUAAAGAGUUAUUCCAUGUUAGAUUGUAAAUUGCUUUAAAUGUUUUAUAAAUAACUGUGAAUGCUGGAGACCUGAAACAAAAACUGAAAGUUCAGGAGAAACUCAGCAGGUCUGGCUGAGAUGAUUCUAAUCAUUCUAAUAUAACUGAGGAAGAAUCAUUAGACUGAAACCAUUAAAUCUGUUUCUCUCUUCACAGAAGCUACCAGACUUGUUGAGUUUCUUCAGUACUUUCUGUUUGUACAUCCUUAAAUGGGCCCAGAUGAAAUUUGUACUAUUAGAACAUUACUAGGUGUGAAACAUAUAUAGGAAUUUUGCAUUAUAAAGCAAGAAUUAUUUGAACUGUCAGCACUUUAACAUCUAACGAUAUGGAUGCUUUUUGUACAAAUUAAAUAUAUUAUUUUUAUUA